This is a messenger RNA of Amborella trichopoda, 1685 nucleotides long. RefSeq names its product transmembrane protein (DUF616). NCBI's taxonomy places the organism in Eukaryota, Viridiplantae, Streptophyta, Magnoliopsida, Amborellales, Amborellaceae. The record is from RefSeq and is a predicted model, not a curated record.
UGCUUGUAGAUUUGUUGAUGUUUCUCCACCCCAUUUAUUUUCCUUUGGGGACUUAAAUCACACAAUUCUUGUUUCUGUGAUUAAUGGGGUUUGCACUUUUCCUUGUACAAUCCAAACUCUUGUGGUUCUCUCUCUUCUCUCUCUCCAUCUCUCUCUUGGCCUUGCAGGCUUCUCUCUCUAACCAGUGCACCUCCAAUGAACCCCAGCCGUCCGAUCAAAGCCAAUUGCCCCUAUUCUCUUAUCCCUCAACAUAUGGGGCGCACAAGUACGCAAUCCCAACCGUUCGUUCCACCUGCAACUCCUCCUUAAUCUUCCAAGAUUAUGGGUCGGUUUUGAAGGAGAUCCAAGAUAUAGUUCGAAAUCGUCGUUCCUGUUCGAGUUUGCGAUAUGUUUCAGGGCCUGGUGUUAGCUUUGCAGGGAAUUUAAGCAGUGCAGAGAGAAACUAUUAUUUUGAUCACAAUAAUGAUCAGGUGGAGGUUCCUUGUGGGUUUAUGAAGGACUUUCCAAUCCAAAAUUCAGAUAAAUUGGCAAUGGAGAAUUGCAAAGGAGUGGUAAUCGUGUCGGCGAUAUUCGGAAACCACGACAAAAUCCGGCAACCCAGAGGCCUUAAAUCUGAGACCUCGGAAAUUGCUUGUUUCUUCAUGUUUAUCGAUGAUAGGACCUUAAAAGGCCUCAAUUCACAUAAUAUGUUCAUGAACAAAACAGGGGAGAAUAAGAUAGGUGCAUGGAAGAUGGUAUUAGUUUCAGGUGAACUGCCAUAUAAUAACCCUGCAAUGAAUGGUGUAAUACCUAAGCAUUUGACUCAUAGGCUCUUCCCAAAUGCAUUGUAUAGCAUAUGGGUGGAUGCAAAGUUGCAAUUAACAGUGGACCCUUUACUGUUAUUGCAUUCAUUGGUGGUGAGGGAGAAUAGGGACAUGGCAAUUUCAAUGCAUCCUUACAAUGUGCACACAAUGGAGGAGGCAGUGGCAACUGCUAGAUGGAAGAAGUGGGGGGACAUUGGGUCCUUGAGGGAACAGAUGGAGACUUACUGUGAUAAUGGGCUUAGGCCCUGGACAACCAAGAAACUCCCCUACACCACAGAUGUUCCAGACUCUGCCUUAAUUUUGAGAAAACACAGUGUGGGGAGCAGCCUAUUUUCAUGCCUACUAUUCAAUGAAUUGGAGGCAUUCAAUCCAAGGGAUCAGCUGGGCUUUGCAUAUGUGAGAGAUUUGAUGAAGCCAACCAUUGACAUAAAUAUGUUCCAAAAUGAAAUAUUUGAGCAGGUAGCCAUGGAGUACAGGCACAACAUAAAAAAGGGCAGUGCUCAGGUUCUUGGAGGACAAAAGACAAAAAUGGCAGAUGCCUGGGGUGGUGACAUGGGCAGGUGUCAGGGUUACCUUUUGGAAAUGUGGGGAAGUAUAACUAAUCAUUGGUCAUAAGUUAUGACUCAUAACAAAUAAGGAAAAAGAAUACUAAGAUAUUACUGACUAAAAGUAUAAAGAAAGGAAUAUUAUAAACUAAAAAAUGGGUAAGAUCCAAGAAAAGUUGGCAAGGGUUGGGCAUUCUUCACUUGGAACAUGUUUGUUUAUUAUUUAUUUUAUUUUAUUGGUUUCAUUUGGCAUGACCUGGAAAGGUUUCCAGAAUGUUCUACUUAUUUAUCCGUCUUUUUUGCGAAGGCAAACAUGAGAAUUUCCCAGUAUGAUGAG